AUGCUCCUUUGGUAGACCAAGGCUAUCCAGGACCACGCCCUCAAUGCUCUAUAAGAAGGCCUUACCCUUCCAUUCCGUUCAACAUUACAAGGAUAAUUCCCACAUUCUUUCACUCACAAGUCACACCAAGCAAACCAAGUCAUUCCAAGUAGAAAAGAGAGAAAACAGUCUCUCUCCCACAUCAAUUCAAGAAGAUGAAGAUGAGCAGUGCCACCAUUGGAGGCUCCAAGAGAAGGUUGUCUAGCAGAGGACUCGGAGGAAUCCUCAGGGAGCAGAGAGGUAGGCUUUACAUAAUAAGGAGAUGUGUAAUCAUGCUCCUCUGCUGGCAUGAUUGAAGCAGGCUCUACAUAAGGAUGAUCUGACUGUCUUUACCAGUCGCCAUGAAUCAAUGUAGGCGGCGCUUCUUUUAUUUUUUCCUUUUUUGAGUGUACAUAGCAGAAGGCGAAUUUUCUCAAGAAUUGCAAAUUUUUGUAUCAGUUUUUCCCUCUUGGGCUUGUUUGUAUAUGGGAACAAAGUUAAUGAGAAGCUAGAUUUCUAUCUUACAAACCUUUCUUGUUCUUGUUUUUGUUGGUGAAUUAUCUCAACCACUGCUCAGCUCCGGCCACCAAAACCCUGGCCUCGACACAGGGUUAGAAGUUACUGUUUCUGGUUUCUGUUUUUGUUUGUCAAGCCCAUAUCUCUAUCAUGGGUUUGUUUCAAAAUCGGCGGUGCUUCUGAUCUGUUACACUUCUACGGUGUUUGAUAUUCCAGCAGGUGUGAUGUGUGAAAGGACUACCUGAGAGCUGAGACUAGUCCAGGAGGUUUGAUAGUUGUGAUGCAACUUGUAUUAGUAUAGAGUUAACUCAUUUCUUUGACAAUCUUUCUUCAGUACUUGAGAUCCAAUUACAAGUGAAAGAAUUUCUGAGUUUCUUCAA
This is a messenger RNA of Nelumbo nucifera (sacred lotus), 914 nucleotides long. Its product is annotated as small polypeptide DEVIL 4-like. Lineage: Eukaryota; Viridiplantae; Streptophyta; Magnoliopsida; Proteales; Nelumbonaceae. The record is from RefSeq and is a predicted model, not a curated record. Gene Ontology annotation, biological process: negative regulation of cell population proliferation.